This is a messenger RNA of Ectocarpus siliculosus, 1189 nucleotides long. The record is from the annotation of a GenBank genome assembly. Lineage: Eukaryota; Phaeophyceae; Ectocarpales; Ectocarpaceae.
AAGUCGACGGCUUGAGGAGCCCGGACAACCUCGACACGGUGCCCGGUUCCGAGCACCGACCACCGGGCCAGGACAUACCGGCGGCGGCGGCGGCGGCGGCGGGAGCGGAGCGGCCGGCGACUAAUGACGAUGAUGCCACCACCGCCGCCACCAGGGGCCCGGGUAUCGUGCGGCUCAACUUCAUGGGCCGACUGGGCAACAACCUCUUCGAGUACGCCGCCGCCCGGGCGCUCGCGGACCGCCUGGGCUUCGCCCUGUCGAUCCAACCGGCGCCGUAUAACCGCAAGAAGUUCGGCCUCCUCACGAGGCCGGAGGGGAUGGCGUGCUUCCCCGGGGUGCGGCCGGUGGGACCUGCGCCGUCGAGCCCCGGAGAUGGUCGGGUUGGAGACGGUCAAGUUUCGCGGGGUCCGCCAGGAGCUGGGGGACCCCACGCCCAGGUCCAUCGAGAUGGAAGGGUGGUUCCAGGACUACAGCAUGUUUAAGUCGGAGAAGGACCGGCUCCGCAAGAUAAUGGCGCUGGACCCAUCGUGCUGCGGCCCGACCGCUCCCGGCCCUGGCGACCUCGUGAUCCACCACCGCAACUACAGGGCGGAGCUAACCGCUGAGCAGUACGAAAAGCUCAUCUUCAAGGACUUGGACUACGAGUUCUACGAGGCGGUGCUGCGGGAUGCCGCAGAGUCUGCGGCCGGCCCGCCCGAAACAGUGUGGGUGGUGGGAGAGUUCAACGACGAGGAGCCUCUGUUCAAGCGUCUGCAACAGGACCACCCCAACGUGAAAAGAGCUGAAAUGGUGGAAGACCAGUUCCACGCGUUCUGCUUCCUGUCUCGAGCCCCCCGGCUGGUCAUGGCCCACAGCACGUUCAGCUGGUGGGUGGCUUUCCUCGGCGUCGGGACGGAGGUGCACUUCCCCCUGACCAAGCAGAACAAGGGGGUCACCGGGCCGAGCAUAGCGGUGGACGAGGGCCGGUACGUCUACCGCGAUGAGGCGGGACGAGUGGUCCCCCCUCCGUAGGCCUGAUUUAGGUCCCAACCAUUCGUCCGUGAAACUGGUGUUUCGUCGCACGCCCUGUGAACCGAUGUUCAUAGCCAGAUGUCCUCCACAGAAUUGACAGCGCCAACAACAGGCGGCGUGGAAGCCGGUCUCGUCGAGAGGUUUCCGACUACGUAUCGGAUAAGUUAUGCACCCAUCG